This is a messenger RNA of Leguminivora glycinivorella, 410 nucleotides long. RefSeq names its product cytochrome c oxidase subunit 6C-like (gene cype). NCBI's taxonomy places the organism in Eukaryota, Metazoa, Arthropoda, Insecta, Lepidoptera, Tortricidae. Bases 109 to 345 code for a protein of 78 amino acids. The record is from RefSeq and is a predicted model, not a curated record. The transcript is spliced from 3 exons.
CGCAAGGUUAUUUUUUUUGCUGCCUAAAAACGGAACAUUGAGAACGUACGUCUAAUCUACUUACUUUUCGUGAGGUCCAGUAAAUUAUAUCGCAAAAAGCUAGCAAAAAUGGCCGGCGACAAGGCAGUAUCCACCGUCUCCAAGCCCGUGAUGAGGGGCCUCCUCAACGCCUCCAUCAAGCGCAACCUCAUCAUCUCCCUGACCCUGGCCGCCAUCACCGGAGUCGCCUUCAAACAGCUGGUUGGCACUGAGCGCAAGAGGAAAUACGCUGAGUUCUACAGGAACUAUGAUGCCGAGAAGGAGUUCGAAGAAAUGAAGAAGAAGGGUCUGUUCCAGUCGUGCUGAGCGCACAACACGUAGUGUAGAAUUAAUUUAAUGGCUGUCAAAUGUAAAAUAAAUCAUUAACUGAU